CCCGCCCGCCGGCCGGGUCUACUUUCCAGCGGCAUCAUUUGCGUCUCUUCGCGGGAGAGAGGGGCUGCAGCUCGUUGGCUGGACAUUUUUCCAGGAUAUUAAUGUUCGCCAGUUAACCGUGUUCGAAGCUGACAGCCGAAGGGGGAUCCAUUUGAAUCAGUCUCUUCCGCCUUCACGCCGAGCAGCGACCGACGAGCGACUCAUCUUGCGAGGAGAAGCCCGACUGACUGCGCCGAAAUGGGGUAUGGACGGUCGGACAGCUACCGCGUGGCCACCACGCAGGACAAGGACGAGAAGGAGUCGCCCAAGAAGAAGGGAGGCAAGGACCUGGAUGACCUCAAGAAGGAAGUUCCCAUAACGGAACACAAGAUGUCUGUUGAGGAGGUUUGCCGGAAAUACAACACUGAUAUCGUCCAGGGUCUGACCAAUGCCAAGGCGGCGGAGUACCUGGCCAGGGACGGCCCCAACACCCUGACUCCGCCCCCCACCACCCCGGAGUGGGUCAAGUUCUGUCGCCAGCUGUUCGGCGGCUUCUCCAUCCUUCUGUGGAUCGGCGCCAUCCUCUGCUUCCUGGCCUAUGCCAUCCAGGCGGCCACGGAGGACGAGCCCGCCGGCGAUAAUUUGUAUUUGGGAAUCGUGCUGUCAGCUGUCGUCAUCAUCACCGGCUGCUUCUCCUACUUCCAGGAAGCGAAGAGUUCCAAGAUCAUGGAGUCUUUCAAGAACAUGGUCCCUCAGCAAGCCUUGGUGAUCCGUGAGGGAGAGAAGAUGCAGAUCAACGCUGAGCAGGUGGUGGGAGGAGACCUGGUGGAGGUGAAGGGAGGAGACCGGAUCCCCGCCGACCUGCGCAUCGUCUCCGCCCACGGCUGCAAGGUGGACAACUCGUCCCUGACGGGCGAAUCGGAACCCCAGACCAGGUCCCCUGACUGUACCCAUGACAACCCCCUGGAAACCCGCAACAUCGCCUUUUUCUCCACCAACUGCGUCGAGGGAACCGCUCGUGGUAUUGUUGUGUGUACCGGAGAUCAUACGGUGAUGGGCCGCAUCGCCACCCUCACCUCAGGCCUGGAGACGGGCAAGACACCCAUCGCCAAGGAGAUCGAACACUUCAUCCAGAUCAUCACAGGUGUGGCCGUCUUCCUGGGCGUGUCCUUCUUCAUCCUGUCCAUCGCCCUGGGCUACUCCUGGCUGGAGGCCGUCAUCUUCCUCAUCGGCAUCAUUGUGGCCAACGUACCCGAGGGCCUGCUGGCCACAGUCACUGUGUGUCUGACGCUGACCGCUAAGCGAAUGGCGCGUAAGAACUGCCUGGUGAAGAACUUGGAGGCCGUGGAAACUCUGGGCUCCACCUCCACCAUCUGCUCCGACAAGACGGGGACGCUGACCCAGAACAGGAUGACCGUGGCCCACAUGUGGUUUGACAACCAGAUCCACGAGGCCGACACCACAGAGGACCAGUCUGGCUCCUCCUUCGACAAGAGCUCCGCGACAUGGGUGUCUCUGGCCCGCAUCGCCGCCCUGUGCAACCGCGCCUCGUUCAAAGCCGCCCAGGACACGCUGCCCAUCCUGAAGCGGGACGUGGCCGGGGACGCCUCAGAGUCGGCCCUGCUGAAGUGCAUCGAGCUGUCGUGCGGCUCGGUGAAGGCCAUGAGGGAGAAGAACAAGAAGGUGGCCGAGAUCCCCUUCAACUCCACCAACAAGUACCAGCUAUCAAUUCACGAAGCAGACGAGGACAGCAACAGCCAGUACCUGCUGGUGAUGAAGGGAGCGCCAGAGAGGAUCCUUGACUGCUGCUCCACCAUCAUGGUGCAGGGCAAGGAGCAGCCCAUGGACGACGAGCUGAAGGAGGCUUUCCAGAACGCAUACAUGGAACUGGGAGGACUGGGAGAGAGAGUACUGGGUUUCUGCCACGUCUUCAUGGACGAGGAGAAGUACCCCAAAGGCUUCGCCUUCGACACCGACGACGUCAACUUCCAGACGGACAACCUUUGCUUCGUGGGCCUCAUGUCCAUGAUCGACCCUCCCCGCGCUGCCGUGCCCGACGCCGUGGGCAAAUGCCGCUCGGCUGGCAUCAAGGUCAUCAUGGUGACAGGUGACCACCCAAUCACAGCCAAGGCCAUCGCUAAGGGCGUCGGCAUCAUCUCCGAGGGCAACGAGACAGUGGAGGAUAUCGCCGCUCGCCUCAACAUCCCUGUCAGUCAGGUCAACCCUAGAGACGCCAAGGCCUGCGUGAUCCACGGCACAGAUUUGAAAGAGCUCAGUCAGGAUCAGAUGGACGACAUUUUGAGGAACCACACGGAGAUCGUCUUUGCCAGAACCUCCCCGCAGCAGAAACUCAUCAUUGUAGAAGGCUGCCAGCGACAGGGUGCCAUCGUGGCCGUGACAGGUGACGGCGUGAACGACUCCCCUGCCCUGAAGAAGGCUGACAUCGGUGUUGCCAUGGGAAUCUCCGGCUCCGACGUGUCCAAACAAGCCGCCGACAUGAUCCUGUUGGACGACAACUUUGCCUCCAUCGUCACAGGGGUGGAAGAAGGCCGUCUCAUCUUUGACAACCUGAAGAAAUCCAUCGCCUACACUCUGACCAGCAACAUCCCCGAGAUCACCCCCUUCCUGUUCUUCAUCCUGGUCAACAUCCCGCUGCCGCUGGGCACCAUCACCAUCCUCUGCAUCGACCUGGGAACCGACAUGGUACCGGCCAUCUCUCUGGCCUACGAGGCGGCAGAGAGCGACAUCAUGAAGCGUCAGCCCAGGAACCCGGCGAGGGACAAACUGGUCAACGAGAGACUCAUCAGCAUCGCGUACGGACAGAUCGGAAUGAUCCAGGCUCUGGGCGGAUUCUUCGCCUACUUCGUCAUCAUGGCUGAAAACGGUUUUGUGCCGUCGGAUCUUGUCGGCAUCCGGCUCAACUGGGACGAUCGCUCCAACAACGACCUGGAGGACAGCUACGGACAGCAAUGGACCUACGAGCAGCGCAAGAUCGUGGAGUUCACUUGCCACACAUCCUUCUUCGUCAGCAUCGUGGUGGUGCAGUGGGCAGACGUCAUCAUCUGCAAGACCAGACGUAACUCCGUGUUCCAGCAGGGCAUGAGGAAUAAGAUUUUGAUCUUCGGCCUGUUUGAGGAAACGGCUCUGGCUGCCUUCCUGUCAUACUGCCCCGGGAUGGACGUGGCACUACGGAUGUACCCGCUCAAGCCCAGUUGGUGGUUCUGUGCGUUCCCGUACAGUUUCCUCAUCUUUGUUUACGAUGAGAUCCGAAAACUCAUCCUUCGCCGAAACCCAGGAGGCUGGGUGGAAAAAGAGACUUACUAUUAAAUUAUCAAAGCAUCAUAUACUUCUCACUCCGCCUCCUCUGAACUCAUCUCUCCUUCCUUCUCUAUCCCCCUCUCUCUUUCUCUUCCCUCCUUCCCUCUCCUCUCGAAAUUCCCACACUGUACAGUGAAAACUAUGUUUACUCCUCCUCAUCCCCUAAAAUAACAACCAACCAGACGACGAGAGGAUCAACCACAGAGGAGGAGAGGACAGGGGAGUUUUGUAAAUCUUCCUCGUCCUCUCUGUCCCUCUGUUCUUUAUUUUUAUUUUUUUAAAUCCAAAGUCUAAACAGCGUUGAUCUGCCAGUGCCCCUGUUUGUGCCGAUGCGUAUUACGACACUGUCGUUAGCAGCAGCAGCUCUUCAUACGCGUUCUACAACUGCAGCUGAAUAAAGAUUAUUACUGUGAGAAUACAAAGAGGAAAAGUCCAACUGGUUCACUGCGACGAUCACUGCGACGACGACAACACGGCAGAUCCCGUCCAGACUCCCGGCUGCCCCGUUUUAUUGACUUCUAUUUAUUUAUUAAUUUUUAAAAAGAGAAAAAAUCUCCUGCCAGAGAAAAAGUUCCUGGGAUCCAGCUCUCGAAUCACUGCCAUCUCCUGCCAUUCGCCUCUUUUAACUCUACUAACUACUUACUCACUGCCAAUCUUCUUCUUCUACUGCCGUCCUCUCCUCUUCCUCCUCUUCCUCCUCCUGCCCAAUCAACAGAGGAUCAAUCUCAACGCUAAACCGACCCCCUCCCUCCUCCUCUUUUCUCCGUGUGUUGUUUUUCUUCUGCUUGCGUCGUUGUCGUUGUUUUCUAAUAGACGACUGGGUGUUGUUUUUUUAAAAUACAAAAAUUGUUCGUAAAGGUUUUCUCUUUUUUUUUUUAAAGUUCGAAGUGGGUCUGAGAGCCACUUGUUUUCAUUCGGACAUGACAAAGCCCACUGUCUCCCCCUCCUCUUCCUCUCUUCUUUCUCUCUCUCGCUCCUCCUCUCUCCUCCCUCCAUCCUGCCGACCUGUCCCUGUUUGUUGGUCUGUUUGUGAACGCUGUGCAAAACCCUCCGUCCUCGUAAACGUCCACCCACUUUCACCUCCCGACUCCUCUUCUCCUCUCCAUCCGCAAGCCCCUCCCCUCAACCCCACACACAACCGUAAAAAAAAAAUACAAUCUUUCUGUGUCCUCGGAAAAAGAGAUUUCUCUCCAAUUUCAUUAUUUAAGUCACAUUGGAAACAUGGAAGAUAUGAGACACUGCACAUUGACUUGCGAAACAACAGCAGCAGAAAGAAAGAAGAAAAUGAAAUGAUGUAGGUGGAUCUCUCUUUUUUCCGUUUGGUCUCGAAGUUUGUUUUUUGUGUGGAGUGUUUUGUCAGAAAAUGGAAAUAAAUGCUGUGACCAACUCUUAUUCUUGG
Molecule: messenger RNA, 4696 nt
Organism: Scophthalmus maximus (turbot)
Lineage: Eukaryota; Metazoa; Chordata; Actinopteri; Pleuronectiformes; Scophthalmidae
Gene: atp1a3a
Product: ATPase Na+/K+ transporting subunit alpha 3a
Exons: 23
Coding region: 238-3306 (1022 amino acids)
Biological process (GO): intracellular potassium ion homeostasis; sodium ion export across plasma membrane; potassium ion import across plasma membrane
Cellular component (GO): membrane
Molecular function (GO): P-type sodium:potassium-exchanging transporter activity; ATP binding; ATP hydrolysis activity
Source: RefSeq, a predicted model, not a curated record